This is a messenger RNA of Penicillium roqueforti, 342 nucleotides long. RefSeq lists its product as uncharacterized. Lineage: Eukaryota; Fungi; Ascomycota; Eurotiomycetes; Eurotiales; Aspergillaceae. The record is from RefSeq and is a predicted model, not a curated record. The transcript has a single exon. Bases 1 to 342 code for a protein of 113 amino acids.
AUGGAUGCCUUCGAGAUGGUUUCCUUGUCGGGCCUCUGGUCCAUGGAGAAUGGACCUCCGACUUCCCGUUCUACCGAUGAGGUUUGUGUCUCUCUCGAGACAGGUAGUUACCCCCGCUACGGGCUCAGCCGUCAGGCUGCGACCUCCUGGUUUGCCGACAUUAGGAUUCCGGUGAUUCCCCCCACUUACCAGCAGAUCCCAGGGUAUGAAGCCCACCGUCAGCGACAGCAGGCUCGCGCGCUCAUGGGCUCGAUUGCGGCGCGCCGGGGCAAGCCUACCCCCGCCCCAAUCUUGAUCCGUGGUGAUGCUCCGAGUCUUCUGCCGCGCCGGCGACGUUGGUAA